Dicrocoelium dendriticum is the source of this 1431-nucleotide messenger RNA. The record is from the annotation of a GenBank genome assembly. NCBI's taxonomy places the organism in Eukaryota, Metazoa, Platyhelminthes, Trematoda, Plagiorchiida, Dicrocoeliidae.
AUGAAGUCAAAUGCAGGCCAAGUCUCAAGUUUGAUUGAAAACCGCAGCGAUCAUGCCGUUGUCAUCCCUUCUUUGGUUCCAGUGGCGUCCGGAAGUGGAGAGCGAUUGGGUAUGGAGCGUGAGGUUGACUUGGAUGCUAUAACGGUUGGUGCGGUGUUGACGGAAAGUGACUUGGUAUCCGAUUGGACGACCACUAACCGGGAUCCAGAUCAAAACGAAGCGGCCCUUGAGCCAAAGCCCUUGCAGUUCUCCUAUGAGGAACAGUACCGUUCAUUCCUGGAGGGUCUUCGGCGAGAUUUUGACCCGGACGGGGUGUUCGAUGAGUUGGUUGAUUUAGUACCGUCGGACGGGGAAGAGGGUGCCUCUCACAAACUGACUCUGGAAGCGAUCAAAUCGCCGCUGAAGGAGGACGGUGCAUCUCCUAAGGCUGGUCUGAAAGAUGCCAAAUGGUCUAUCGAAAUACUUGCCCAUAUCAUUACGGAACUGAAGCGCUUUUCCCACGGGGAUGACUUGGCUGGUCAGCUUGCUGAGCAGUUGCAAUACGCUGGUGGGAAGAAAACCGCUGUCAAUUCCACGUCAGAGGAUGACGCACCCGGAGAAACCGCACAAUCCACUGCCAAGCGCAUCCGACUCCUUCGACCAUCCUAUAAUACUACUACGAUUACCAUUACAAGGAAACAACACCUUACCAUCAGCCAAUACAAACCAGCAGAUACCACCCUCACCUAUUCCAUUAUCUGUCUACCUAUCUCCAUCUGCGAAUUCUGGACCCUCCAAUGCGAACAAAAGUACGCGGAACGAUUUGCAACCUUACGAGCAGCAUUUCCUUUGUGCAGUUUUAACCACGCUACUCUCCGUCUAUCACAUUAUAUCCCGCCACAGAAGUCGCUUCAAGGUACUACGGCCACAGAUGUUACGGCGUUCAAUAGCGCUCCCUACAUGUAUACAGCGCAAGACCACACCGGACUACUCAAUACCGUUCCCACCGACGUUACCGAAGCGGCACAUCUGAAUCAAGACUACAAAGUCAGCUCCAACACAUACUGGCAAUUUACCUACGACCAAGGUCUCCUUGCCUGCAACGACGUCCACACCCUAUCCGCCAAUGAGGUAUACUUUAAACGCUUUGAUUUUGAUCACCACCCCUGUUUCCUCACCAGAACACCAUUACCGGUGCCCCGUGGAUACCGUUACAUGCCUGAUAAGUACUACGCCAAUACAUCACGCUACCCCUUCCUCCCCUUCUGGAAACAACAAUCCCUCAACCAAAGCGUUCCUGCCACACACCCCACAACCAUUUCCACUGCAUGGUCCUUUGGCACAUACAACCACACUCUAAAUCCCAUUCUCCUAUUUCUCCCAUAUAUUGAACCCGUUUCCACAUCCGAGGAUAUACUUCGAAUGAUGGGACACGAACUACUAGAAACAUAA